GCUGCGCCUUUUUAUCCCUUAAAUUAAACCUUACGUUGAAGCUUGUUUUUUCAACAGAGGAAUAAUUCUGCAUAACACCCCCCCCCCCUCCAAAAAAAAAGGAGCAAAAAGUUAACCCUAAGUGGAGUUUUUUUUGUUUCCAUGUGGAGGAGAUGGAGCAGCAGCCUGAUGCUCCGUUCUCGUGUUUUGUGGCUCUGAAGGAUGGCUGAACCUCGCUUCAACAAUCCCUAUUUUUGGCCUCCGCCUCCCACCAUGCCCGGCCAGCUGGAUAACCUAGUCUUGAUCAAUAAAAUCAAGGAGCAGCUGAUGGCGGAGAAGAUCCGACCGCAGCACCUGCCCGCCGCCUCGGCCCCGUCCCAGCAGCCCUUGCUGGCUCCCCCGAUCCAGGCGGACGGCAGCCAGCACGCCAUGUCCAAAACUCAUCAGAUGCAGGUUCUCCACAGCCACAGUCCGUCCCCGCCCGACAUCGCCCUUCACGCCCGCCCCGCCUCCAGCUCCGUCACAGGUCGUAUUCUGGGCGACGUAAACUUGAAUCUGGACGACAAGGCCGCUAUAAAAGCCAGAGGAUUGUGGGAGGACUGGCAUCUCCGUCAACUCAUAGACCAUCCGUCAAGGACAAACCACGUCUCAGGUGUGGCGCUCGCAUCCAGAACGGGCAACCUCAACACCUCGGAGAUGGUCACCCCCGCCACGGCCUCCCUGAGCAACCACGGCCGGCUGGGCGGAGGCCCCACGCAACACCUCCUCUCCGGCUUAGCCUGCGGCCACGGCAUGGAGCUCGGGAAGAACCACGGCGGUCUGGUGGGACUCCUCGGCCCCCCUCCCAAGGAGGAGCGAGGGCGCAGGAGGAUCAAAGCGGAAAGCGGGUCGUCUCUCUUGGUGGUGCCGUACCCGAUCCUAGCUUCGGGCAACGACCCGUCCUGCGUCACCCUCACUGCGAAGCCAGCAAAGACCUACAGGUGUAAAGUUUGUCCGCUGACGUUCUUCUCCAAGUCGGACAUGCAGAUCCACUCCAAAACGCACACAGAGGCCAAGGCUCACAAGUGCCCCCACUGCACCAAGUCCUUCGCCAACGCGUCGUACCUGGCCCAGCACCUGCGCAUACACCUGGGCAUCAAGCCCUACCGCUGCUCCUACUGCGAGAAAUGUUUUCGCCAACUCUCCCAUCUGCAGCAGCACACCAGGAUCCACACGGGGGAUCGGCCGUACAAAUGCCUCCACCCGGGAUGUGAAAAAGCUUUUACUCAGCUGUCUAAUCUCCAGUCUCACCAGAGGCAGCACAACAAAGACAAGCCCUUCAAGUGUUCCAAUUGUUACCGUGCCUAUUCAGACUCUGCCUCGCUGCAGAUCCACCUGUCCGCACACGCCAUCAAAAACGCCAAGGCCUACUGCUGCAGCAUGUGCGGCCGCGCCUACACGUCGGAGACGUACCUUAUAAAACACAUGUCCAAACACACUAUGAUGGAACAUGUGGUGUCCCAUCACUCCCCCCAGCACAGGACAGAGUCUCCAGCCAUCCCUAUACGCAUCUCCCUCAUCUGAGCCCCUUCGCGCCGUCCCGUCAGACACGACAUCUGACGCCGGCGCCCCUUCCGACGGACUUAGAACCCGAUUUAACGGCUUCCAAAGAUGUGCCAGAUCGUACGGGUUUCUGGUGAAGAGGUGCUCUUUUAAUGGGUGUAUCCUCCUUUUCUUUCUUUGCUGACCAGAUAGUAUUAUCGGGGACAUCCAAAGAUGACUUCUCAGCACUUUCGGGCCCGGGAAAUGACAGGCCUAAAAAUGUCUUUUUCUAUGUGACAACCCAAGUAUUGCCCCAGGCAGCUACAGUUCGUGGAAAAUGUUCUUAAGCGUUUUGUGUGAUAACAUUGUCUUUUUCUAGUAAUAUUCCAUUUGCUUUCUUUCCACCAAGUAUUUGCAAAGAUAAAUGUAUUUGCAUCAAAAGGAGUCUUCCGUUAGCCGAGGGGCCAAGUGAGCAUAAAGGAGAAUUCUUAUAUAAUGCUUAUUCAUGUGUAUCUUGUUAUGUCAGUGUUUGCAAUGUUUCACCAAUCAUACGGCCAUAACAUUUUCAUUACAUUAUUUUUGUCAUUUGACCAUAACAUGCAACUUAUAAUUAGAAGAAUAUUUCAUUCUUCAUUUGUUUUGCAAAAUACCGCAGUUUCUUUCGUUCAAAUUGAAUCGAGGCUGUAGGUCUCCUAAAAUACGAGAACUGCAAAAAGAAAUUGUUAUUAGUAAAUAUACAAAAGAAUCACACAAACUAAGCAAAAAAAAACUGAAUUGAAACUUGAAUUGAUGAGAUGACUGUGAGAGCUUCUGCUUGGAGUAAAUUGAAAAACCAUAAACCUUGAGGAUUUAUAUGCAUGUAUCCAUGUCAGAUUCUUCCCAAUAUUGAUUAUUGGUGUUUUAAUAUGAAAAUGAAUCAUACAAGCAGUGCUUUUUUAUGUUCCACUUUGAGUGAGCAAAUACAUAAAGACAUGAAAUGUCACACAGACAGGUAUUACUUUCACAGCAACUUUAAUAAUGAGGUCCCUCUCUUUGUUUUCAACCAUAAUGUGCAACUGAAGCCAUCAUUUUUUUAUUGUUUUAUCAAAGAAAAUGUCAACAUUUUUCAAUCCAUUUAAGCCUUAAUUUAAUUUUUAAUACAACCCUCCACCAUGUUGUUUUAUAAUUUUACAUUUGCCUUUAUUUCAUAGCAUGAUAUGUACUGUAAAUAAACUAUAUUGACUGUCAACCUGUUUUUUAUAAUAAAUAACUAUAGUUACCAGUAA
Messenger RNA from Pungitius pungitius (ninespine stickleback), 2765 nucleotides. RefSeq names its product zinc finger protein 362a (gene znf362a). NCBI's taxonomy places the organism in Eukaryota, Metazoa, Chordata, Actinopteri, Perciformes, Gasterosteidae. The record is from RefSeq and is a predicted model, not a curated record. The coding region runs from base 202 to 1542 and encodes 446 amino acids. Gene Ontology annotation, molecular function: RNA polymerase II cis-regulatory region sequence-specific DNA binding; DNA-binding transcription factor activity, RNA polymerase II-specific. The transcript has 9 exons. Gene Ontology annotation, biological process: regulation of transcription by RNA polymerase II.